UAUGGUCGUUGCUAGUAAAAGAAAGGUGGGAAAUAUAUAAAUAUAUAUAUACAUACACAAUAUUUGAAAGUUCAUAGCGUCGAGCAACAUAGGCAUCUACUGAACAAUUUUAGAGGAAAUGUUUAUCCUGAAAAAUGUAUAUUCCAGAACUGUGCGAGCAAACUAAAGAAAGACAUCAUACGAAGUUAUUCGCCAGCAACUAGCAAGCAGUCACAGCAUAGGGUGGCUAGGCUAAAUUAGCUAAGCUAGGAAGUAUCUUCGUUUUUAAUGACAACAGCUAGAAAAGUACUCGAAGCAAGAGAACCGUGUGCAUGAUAAUGGUUUAAAUUAGCUCGUCGUCUGGUUUAUUGUGGAGCAAAUAACGUAUGUUGCUGCAACGGGAAUGUCGACCCUUCAUCUCCACGGAACCCCCCGCCUGUUGUAGCGACGAGCUAACUAACGUUCUCCUUCAAUUGAAUGGACGUCGCAGUGGACGUGGUUUGAUCAACAAUGUGCGCUAAUUGCUAAGCUAACUGCUCAGGUUUCGAUGUUGAUGGUCACGAGCUACUCGUCGGAUGAAGAGGGUCGCACUCAUUUAGCCUGGAAAACUACUGAAGAACGUCGUAUUUAGAUUGGAUGACCAUUAAGGCGCAACUUUAAAUGGAUAAAAUUGCGAAAUCUGGAUGAAAUAAUGCCCUUUCCUGGCAUAUGAAGAUGUCACAACCAAUGGAUAUUCAAAAGUGAAAUCGCAAAUAAUGGGAAAUGUUUAUUGGGUUAAUAUGGAGCUUAGAAUAAUUAUACAUCACAUUUUUUGGGGCCGUUUUUAUUUUGUUGCGGGAUCAUAUGUCCAUAUUUUAAAGGGGAGUGAUGGCGCUUUUGACUGACGUCCUGAGUCCCAGGUAGUUCUCAGGCUUUCAUUUAACGUUGCUGUACUGGAGUGGUGGGGGUGGACGCCGCCCGGCUUGGCCCAGCAAUUUCCUUAAAAUGGAAUAGGACUGGAAAUGUAUUUUUGAUCUUUUACAGUUUUGUCUUUGAGACGUCAACUCAACAAUAUUGUCAUGUCGCCCAGCUGUUGGCAUAUCAAGAAAUUGUCUUCAUUGAAAUGAUUUUUCGUGAGACUAAAACAAUCAUGAACAUGAAGGAGAAGUUCCCGAAGCAACAAUAUGUGUGCUAAUUGAAAGAUAACCGAAUCAUGGACUGAUGUCACUCACAGAUGUCAACACAAUACAUUUUAAACACAAGUACUAUUGUCUUUUAAAGAAAGUAUAAGUUGUGAUUUCAUCAUGUCUGAUUUUGCUGAAUUCGUACCCCCUCCCGAGUGCCCAGUUUUUGAACCGAGUUGGGAAGAUUUUUCGGAUCCACUAGGAUUUAUAAACAAGAUUCGACCUAUUGCAGAGAGAGCUGGCAUCUGCAAAAUUCGACCGCCCGAGGACUGGACACCUCCUUUUGCCUGCGACGUACGCAACUUCCGCUUCACUCCCAGAGUCCAGAGACUCAAUGAAUUGGAGGCCCUCACUCGAGUCAAGCUCAACUUCCUGGAUCAGAUUGCCAAGUUCUGGGAGCUGCAGGGGUCCAGGCUGCGCUUCCCUCAUGUGGAGAGGAAGAUCCUCGAUCUGUACCAGCUCAGCAAGAUUGUCUCCUCCGAGGGAGGCUUUGAGACAGUGUGUAAGGAGAAGAGAUGGUCCAAGGUGGGCAGCAGGAUGGGUUUCCCCCCAGGGAAAGGUAUGGGCUCUCUGCUGCGGUCCCACUUCGAGAGGAUCCUCUACCCCUAUGAGCUCUUCCAGUCUGGAGCCACGCUCACUGGUAUCCACCAUCUGUACGAGGAGGGAGAUGACGGAGAGGUGCAGGACGAGGGCAUGGGGGAAGAGGAGGAGGAGGAUGAAGAGAGGGACAGCCUGAGUGACGGGACUCAGAACAAGGACUGCCCGCUCACUGAGCGACGCUCCCGCCGCCUGAAGUCCGAGGUCGGUGAUGAGCGGGAAAACAAAGAGCCCAAGACCAUGCAGAUCUUUGGCAGUGGUCCCAAGAUGGUUGGUUUAGAGAUUGUACCGGCUGAUGAUGGGUUCAAUAAGAAGCAGCGUUACCUGAAGGCCCAGGCCUUCGCCAUUAAGAUGCGACCACGCAAAGAAACCCUGGAGGUCAACUUUAUCCCCCAGAUUGACCUCUACAUGUGCCUGAUGUGUGGGCGGGGCGACGAGGAGGACCGCCUCCUGCUGUGUGACGGCUGUGAUGACAGCUACCACACCUUCUGUCUGAUUCCGCCCCUACAGGAUGUCCCUAAGGGGGACUGGCGAUGCCCCAAGUGUGUUGCUGAGGAGUGCAGUAAGCCACGGGAGGCGUUUGGCUUUGAGCAAGCCGUGAGGGAGUACACCCUCCAGAGCUUUGGAGAGAUGGCUGACCACUUCAAGUCAGACUACUUCAACAUGCCCGUGCACAUGGUGCCUACAGAGCUAGUGGAGAAGGAGUUCUGGCGUCUGGUAAGCUCCAUCGAGGAGGAUGUCAUUGUGGAGUACGGAGCUGACAUCAGCUCUAAGGAGGUGGGCAGCGGAUUCCCCGUCAGGGAUGGCAAGAGACGGCUACUGGGAGACGAAGAGGAGUAUGCCAAUUCAGGCUGGAACCUGAACAACAUGCCAGUCCUGGAGCAGUCGGUCCUUACCCACAUAAACGUGGAUAUAUCUGGCAUGAAGGUGCCCUGGCUCUAUGUGGGCAUGUGCUUCUCCUCCUUCUGCUGGCACAUCGAGGACCACUGGAGCUACUCCAUCAACUUCCUGCACUGGGGGGAGCCUAAGACGUGGUAUGGUGUCCCGGCCCACGCGGCAGAGCAGCUGGAGUCAGUGAUGAAAAAGCUGGCCCCAGAGCUGUUUGACUCUCAGCCUGACCUGUUGCACCAGCUUGUCACCAUCAUGAAUCCCAACGUCCUCAUGGAGCACGGAGUGCCCGUUUACCGCACCAACCAGUGUGCGGGGGAGUUUGUGGUGACCUUUCCCAGAGCCUACCACAGUGGCUUCAACCAGGGAUACAACUUUGCUGAGGCUGUCAACUUCUGUACCGCAGACUGGCUCCCGAUGGGUCGUCAGUGUGUGGCCCACUACCGGCGGCUCCACCGCUACUGUGUCUUCUCCCACGAGGAGCUGCUGUGCAAGAUGGCUGCCGACCCCGAGAGCCUGGACGUGGAGCUGGCUGCUGCAGUCUUCAGAGAGAUGGGAGAGAUGAUGGAGGAAGAGACACGGCUUAGACAGGCCUUGCAGGAGAUGGGUGUGCUGUCCUCAGAGCAGGAGGUGUUUGAGCUGGUCCCUGAUGACGAACGGCAGUGUCAGAAGUGUAAGACCACCUGUUUCCUGUCAGCUCUGACGUGUCCCUGCAGCCCAGAGCGUCUCGUCUGUCUGCACCACGCCAAGGAGCUUUGUGACUGUCCCCUGGGAAUCAAGUGUUUACGCUACCGGUAUGAUCUGGAGGAGUUUCCCUCCAUGCUGUAUGGGGUGAAGUCCAGAGCCCUGUCCUAUGACACCUGGGUCAAGCGGGUCACUGAGGCCUUGGCUGCUGACCACAAGAAUAAGAAAGGCCUGAUAGAGUUGAAGGUUCUUCUGGAGGAUGCAGAGGACAGGAAGUAUCCAGAGAACAGUCUGUUCCGUCGGCUCAGAGAGAUGGUGAAGGAGGCCGAAACCUGCUCUUCUGUGGCCCAGGUACUGCUCAGCCGCAAGCAGAGACACAGUACCAGGCAGCAUCCAGAGAGCAACAGGACUCGUAACAAGCUGACAGUGGAGGAGCUGAAAGUCUUUGUAGAGCAGUUGUUCAAACUGCCCUGUGUCAUCGGACAGGCUCGACAGGUCAAAGAGUUACUAGAGAACGUGGAGGACUUCCAUGAGAGAGCCCAGGUAGCCCUGGCUGACGAGCUGCCUGACUCCUCCAAGCUGCAGGCCCUGCUAGACCUGGGUGGAGGUCUGGAUGUGGAACUACCUGAGCUUCCCAGGCUCAAACAGGAGCUGCAGCAGGCCCGCUGGCUGGAUGAGGUGCGUGUGACGCUGGCAGAGCCCCACCGGGUGACCCUGGAGCUGAUGAAGCGGCUGAUAGACUCUGGGGUGGGGCUGGCACCACACCAUGCUGUGGAGAAGGCCAUGGCUGAGUUGCAGGAGAUACUCACUGUGUCAGAGAGAUGGGAGGACAAGGCCCGUGCAUGCCUACAGGCCAGGCCUCGUCACAGCAUGCUAACCCUGGAGAGCAUCAUGAUAGAGGCCAGGAACAUACCGGCCUACCUGCCCAACGUCCUGGCCCUCCGAGAGGCUCUGCACAAGGCCAAGGAGUGGAGUGCCAAGGUGGAUGCCGUUCAGGUAGUGUCGCGUCGCACGUGUGGCAGUAACUAUGCAUACCUGGAGCAGCUGGAGAGCCUGCUGGCGAGGGGUCGCUCCAUCCCCGUCCGGCUGGACCCCCUGCCCCAGGUCGAAUCCCAGGUGGCCUCAGCCCGCGCCUGGAGGGAGAGGACCGCACGCACCUUCCUCAAGAAGAACUCCACCUACACCCUGUUACAGGUCCUUAGUCCGCGUGUGGAUAUUGGUAUCUACGGCAACAGCAAGAGCAAACGCAAACGAGUCAAGGAGCUCCUUGAGAAGGAGAGAGGUCUAGACCUGGAGGGUCUCAGCGACCUUGACGAGAGUUAUGAAGAUGCCUGUGACCCGGCCAUCGUCGUAGCGGCAUUCAAAUCCAAGGAGCAGAAAGAAGUUGAGGCCAUCCACUCCCUCCGAGCUGCCAACCUGGCUAAGAUGGCCAUGUCUGACCGCAUUGAGGAGGUCAAGUUCUGUCUGUGUCGUAAGACUGCCAGCGGGUUUAUGCUGCAGUGUGAACUGUGCAAGGACUGGUUCCAUGGAGCCUGCGUGCCGUUACCGAAAGCGGGCUCGCAGAAGAAGCUCAUGGGCUCGGCCGGGUGCCAAAGCAACAGCAAGGAGGCCAAAUUCCUGUGCCCGUUAUGCCAGAGGUCACGUCGCCCGCGUCUGGAGACCAUCCUGUCUCUCCUGGUGUCCCUCCAGAAGCUGCCGGUGCGUCUGCCUGAGGGGGAGGCCCUACAGUGCCUGACGGAGAGGGCCAUGGGCUGGCAGGACCGCGCCAGGCAGGCCCUGGCUACAAACGAGCUGUCCUCGGCCCUGGCCAAGCUGUCGGUGCUCAGUCAGAGGAUGGUAGAACAGGCUGCCCGGGAGAAGACCGAGAAAAUCAUCAACGCCGAGCUGCAGAAGGCUGCCGCAAACCCUGACCUGCAGGGUCACAUCCAGACGUUCCAGCAGGCAGGGUUCAGCAGGGCAGCGUCGCCACGCCAGUCUGUCGACUACGAUGACGAGGAGACGGACUCUGACGAGGACAUCAGGGAAACAUAUGGCUACGACAUGAAGGACCCAGGUGAAGUGAAGCCGUACCUGUUUUGUGAUGAGGAGAUCCCUGUCAAGUCAGAGGAAGUAGUCAGUCACAUGUGGCCCACCACACCCUCUUUCUGCGCUGAACACGCCUACUCCUCUGCGUCCAAGUCCUGCCCUCCGAACCAGAGCACCCCCAGGAAGCAGCCCAGGAAGACGCCCCUGGUGCCUCGAUCCCUGGAGCCCCCUGUGCUGGAGCUGUCCCCUCCCGCCAAGGCCCAGUUGGAGGAGCUGAUGAUGGUGGGGGACCUGCUGGAGGUGUCUCUGGACGAGACCCAGCACAUCUGGAGGAUCCUGGAAGCCACACACCCUCCCUCUGAGGAGAGGUUCCUACAGGUCAUGGAGCAUGAGGAUUCUCAGUUUGAGAAGCCGAUGAAGAUCAAGAUGAAGGACUCUGAGAAGAAGAGGAAGAGGAAGCUGGAGAGGGCGGAGCACCAGCUUCUCAUGGCAGCUGUCUCGGGGGUCGGAGACAUGAUGCGGUCCCCCAAGUCCUCAAAGGAUCCGAAACGGAGCCUCUUAGACCCGCUGGGGAAACCCAAGAAGAAAAAGCUGAAGCUGAACCCGGAUAAGAACCGUGAACUGAAACAGCUGGCCAAGCGCCUGGCUAAAGAGGAUAAGGAGAGGAAGAGGAAGGAUAAAGCUGUGGUCAAGUCUGAGGCUGUCAGGGAUGGGCUGGAGAAGAGGAAAGAGAAGAAGAUCCUGGAUAUACCGUCGAAAUACGACUGGUCCGGAGCUGAGGACUCCAAUGAUGAGAACGCUGUCUGUGCAUCCAAGAACUGUAUGAGACCCUGCAAGGACAAGGUGGACUGGGUUCAGUGCGACGGCGGCUGUGACGAGUGGUUCCACCAGGUGUGUGUGGGUGUGACCUGCGAGAUGGCCGAGAACGAGGACUACAUCUGCAUCGACUGCACCCGCAAGUCGUCUAUCUUGAGUGGGGGCGUAGUUGGAAGUUUGGGCAGAAGCAUGGGCAUAGGAGGAGGAGGGGUGACAGCAGUGGUGAAGUUGGAGCGUGUUUAUGAGGAGCCGGUGGUGCUGGAAGCGCCAGUCUACAGCGGGCUGAGCCAGAUCAUUAUGCCCCCCUCCCAGACCCAAAUGAUGCCCCCCUCUACCUCCCUCCCCCAGCAGCAGCAACAGCAGCAGCCGGACACUCGGGAGAGCAGCUAGCGCAGACCCAGGACAGAGACGUACAUGCACAGUCGGCCACCACACACAAACCCAUUCAUCCGGUAAGCUCGCAUCAGACCAUUUGAGUCUGGAAGACCCUGACUUGUUCUGACUGACAUAUUUCCCUCUUGACUUAAUGGUAGAGGAGCUUCAAAUUAAGGGGUAUCUUCAAGACUGGAUGAUGAUACUCCCAUGAGAAUAAUACUACAAAGAAAUUAGACCAUCAGCUCCUUUGAGGAGGAGAGAGAUGUAUUUUCUGAAUCACAGACAAACUCCAGAUGACCUUUUUCCCCGCUCUCCCUCUCUCCUCUUCUCUCUCCUCAUGGGAACCAAUUGUUGAUGAGGAUUUGUUUCUCUCUAAUUCAGAACUGUUAAAGAAGGCCUUAUAAUCCAGAGAACACUGUGUGCACAGAGCGUUUUUUUCUGCACGACUUGGAAUGACAAUGUGCCGUUUUGUCUGUUUCUUGAGUUUUGGGUCUGUAAUGUCCUCUACCCCCGUCUGAAUUUUUUUUGGUGCCAAUCUGCCUCAGUCCUACUACAGUCAAACUUCAGUACAGUCAUUAUGAAGCUGUGGAGGUGUAAUUAGGUGUCCCAAAUGGCACCCUAUUUUAUGUAGUGCACCACAUGGGAUCUGGUCAAAUGUAGUGCACUAUAAAGGGAAUAGGGUGCCAUUUGGGAUGCGAUGUUACACCUCCACAUAUUCAUGAUAACUACUGAGUCGGCAGGUAGCCUAACUUUUUAAGUGUUGGGCCAGUAACCAAAAAGUCUCUGGUUCGAAACCCCCGGGCUGACUAGGUGAAAAAUGUAUUGAUGUGCCCUUGAUUAAGGUACUUAACCCUAAUUGCUCCUGUAUGUCGAUCUGGAUAAGAGCAUCUGAUAAAUGACAAAAAUAUAAAUGUGAAAAUUUGGGACGCACAUUCAGUAUCCUCUCCUCUCUGUCUUUCUUCAAACAAUAAAUAACAGCUCCAUGUAGGACUAGGAACAAUGGUUGUAUGUAGUGAUACGUAUUUAUAAUGUGUAAAUAGGUUUUAAGCAAUAAAUUGAUUGAAUGUGGCUGUUUUUGUUUUCUCACCUUUAAUAAACAAUUCCUAGUCAAAUGAGUAAGGAGCAGCAUUUUUUGUUUUAUUUUCAAUACCAUUUUAUACUAUUUCCUGUUUGAGAUGAUUUGAUAUGUAAUUUAAUGUCAAUACCAAUGUCUGGCAUCAGAUGUCUAAACUCCCAACUACCUUUUAGAUAGAUUUGAGUUUGGGGUGAGUUCCCAUGUUUUCGUCUCACGCCCAAUCCCAGAUCAAUGUGUAGCUCAUACUGUACCCCCUAUGUAUGUCUUAGUCUGUAGGAGUUGUCAGAGGAGAAUGAAAGGUUCAUUAAGAGUUUAAAAAUCUAAUAUUGGCAAUCAGUUGACUGUUUUACACUAUCAAAUCCAUUUUCUUGAAACAAUGCAACAACUUGUUACA
Messenger RNA from Salvelinus namaycush (lake trout), 7996 nucleotides. Its product is annotated as lysine-specific demethylase 5A-like. Lineage: Eukaryota; Metazoa; Chordata; Actinopteri; Salmoniformes; Salmonidae. Gene Ontology annotation, cellular component: nucleus. The record is from RefSeq and is a predicted model, not a curated record. The coding region runs from base 1263 to 6542 and encodes 1759 amino acids. Gene Ontology annotation, biological process: chromatin remodeling. The transcript has 29 exons. Gene Ontology annotation, molecular function: DNA binding; histone demethylase activity.